AUGGCCACAUGGCUGAAUGGUGUCGGUGCGGCUUUGGGCGCUCAAUUGCCGGCGCUGCCAUCCUGCUGGUACGAUGCAGAGCACUGUCUGCCGUCGAUGCCUUGGAAAGAGCGCCAGAUGAACGGCUGCUUUACCUUCGAGGUGUGCUGUAUCUUCGACGGACAUCUUGGAGAAAGAUGCUGGGUUCCUGAUUCCUUGUACACCUAUGAACGCUGCUGUUCGCUGGCGAUUGGUUCUGACAACCAGCGUCACAUCCCGUUGUGGCACUCCAAGCAAGUGCUGGUGAAGCUUGAAGAGCAGUUUGCAGAAUCUGCAGCCUACAGAGAAAGAGGCCGCAUCCUCACACUUGACCAGGAUGUACCUGGCACCUUUGAAGGGGAAUGGCAGAUUUAUCAACCUCGCAACGUGCCCUUGGUGCUGUGGGAAUCUGGCUACCUGAUGAUGCGCUGGCUGGAACAUAAAGCCACCACUUCUCGCAUUUUCAGAGGCAGCCGUGUCCUCGAGCUGGGUGCCGGCAUCGGUCUUGCUGCAAUUACAGCCACGCUUGCUGGAGCGAAGGUGAUGGCGACGGAUGGCUCUAGUGACGCACCAUGA
Messenger RNA from Symbiodinium sp. CCMP2592, 594 nucleotides. The record is from the annotation of a GenBank genome assembly. NCBI's taxonomy places the organism in Eukaryota, Dinophyceae, Suessiales, Symbiodiniaceae.